AUGUCUAAUAGCCCAGCUCAGGUUUCCUCGUCAAGUGAUUCGCCAAAGGAGUCAGAGGGAUUUUUUAACUUUUCCAGAAGAGGCCUUAGUCUUAGUCUUAGUUAAAUUUAUAAAGUAGCUCCCGGCCAGGACCGAAGGUCCUUUUAUUCCGCCUUUUAGACGCCUCGCUUGCUUUCCUUUUCCUGCUCCCAGUGUGCACCUAAGUGCCACAGGCUACCACUCAGCUCCUUCCGGUCAUGGGGCUUGGUCAUGCUAUCCCGGAAGUAAGCGGACUGGGUCACCGUGCUUCACGUGCCAGACCAGGGUUAGAGCUAAGGAUUAACUCCUUAGCUCUUGUCGGCUCCUGCCAUGCCCUCCAAAUUGGCACUAGCAGUCCCUAGAGGAAAAACCCCUUUUUGCCCCGUGUCCUAUCGGGAAGACCCUAGGAUCGUCGUUUCUGGACUGGGAGGGAAACCUAGCUGGACACAAACUACCAGUACCCAUUCCAGACCUUUCCCUGGGCGGAUUGGCUUCAGGCCGCAGCAAGGUCCCCAAUCUCGCCUCAGUUCCGGCGAGGACGGGUCGGUGUCGUCGCCAUUUUAUUUGUGUGUUUUCCAGAAGAGGCAGCACAGCAAUUGGAAGCAGCAGGAUGAAAAAGCUAAGCCAUCUAAAGAAGAUAAAAACUCACGAUGAAGAUGCCCAAUAUGAAUUUAUUUAUCAUUCUAAUCAGUUUCUAAUUGCACUGGCAAUUCACCUCAUUCAUACAUUUUUAGGUCCAAUAUCUUUACCUAUCAUUUUCAAAAUUUUUGGCACAAAUUUGUGUAAAAAUAUGCACUUCAGAUGAAAUUAUCAUUAUAUAAAAGAAAUUUUUACACAUGUAUGUAUCAUUUUAAAUCUUGCUUUUUGCAUAGCUUUUCCAGAACUAGCGUUUAAAUGAAUUGGGCUUGUUGUUUCUGUUCUGGCUGUGAUCGCUCUCAAGAAUUCUUUUCUUUCAAUAAAAUAUGGAUACUACUCUCAGAAGAAGUGAAGGGCAAUGAAGGAAGAAACACUUGAGCGCAGUUUUUUGGACUCAGAGUACCUUGCAUUAGCAUGGUAUUCAAUUCCUGAAUCAGUUAUCGAUAGUGAGCUUGAAAAAAGCUUUAAGCGGCAGAGCAAAAACCCACAUGAACUGUGCUUUAUGUUUGAAACACCUCUGCAGGAGUGCUAUCAUAAUCUGCUUGCAAGCUUUCAGAUUAACCUUGGAAUAGAAACUGUUCAUGAAGGCAUUUCUCAUUCCAACGAAAACCCAUGCUAUCCCCUCAGUGUCCUUGGGAAAAUGCUCAUCAAAGAAGCUGAUAAAAAAGCUCACUAUAAAUUCGAAACAUAUUUUGUCCUUAUGCUGAAUAUUGUCUAUUGUAUUUUACCUUUCACAACGGUAUGAUAUAUUAAUGGCGGUUUCUUUGAAGAAGAUAGUAAUGCUUUAUUAAUUGUAAUUGCAGUUAUAAAUUCCAUUGAAAGCUGCUUUGAAGGUUGGAGACUGCUAAUGUUUGUAUAUAUCGGGAUUUGUGAUUUUAGAAGGAAAAAGAUUAUGAUUGAUGAGUGCACAGCCAUGAUCAGCGAUAUUGAUAUAAAAGAUACAGUAUGGUUUGUCCGCAACUUCCCAAGCGCAGACAUGCACGACUUAAGAACUAUAGAGUCUUGGUACACUUUGCGGACGGCCUCAUUAGAUUUUGGGAGAAAAUUCACGUAUCGGAUAUUUGCUUAUUCUUCUUUUGUUUUGCCUUUGUCUUGCGCAAUGGUUGCCUUAUUUUUGUUGCAGGCUUUUGGGAUUAUAGGAGGAGCCUCAAGUGGAGCUUUAAUAUCGUUGCUGUUUUUUACUAUUGUGAUGCUGAUUCUCAUUAUAUAUAUGACUUUUUCAGGGAUGGAGCUCAACAGAGCAUUCAGUUUGCAUAGAGAUUUGAUAUUAAAUAUCGUUGGCCACAUCAUGAAAGAUAAUAAUUAUAAUGAGGAAAACGAAAAUGUGUUAGCAACUAUUAAGAUUCUGCAAUAUUUAGUCCAAAAGCUAGAGCAAGACGAAAUACUGAGACCAGUCAUGAUCAUGGGUAUCAGACUUGAUUCAGCAUUGCUCGCUAAAGUAGUUACCGUCUUAAUUAGUGGUGUUCUUGGUCUUGUUCAGAUGAUGAUGAGAAGCGGCACAUCAUUGUAA
Molecule: messenger RNA, 2164 nt
Organism: Blepharisma stoltei
Lineage: Eukaryota; Ciliophora; Heterotrichea; Heterotrichida; Blepharismidae
Source: the annotation of a GenBank genome assembly